Morone saxatilis (striped sea-bass) is the source of this 1265-nucleotide messenger RNA. RefSeq names its product succinate dehydrogenase [ubiquinone] iron-sulfur subunit, mitochondrial. Gene Ontology annotation, molecular function: 2 iron, 2 sulfur cluster binding; electron transfer activity. The transcript is spliced from 7 exons. Bases 35 to 814 code for a protein of 259 amino acids. NCBI's taxonomy places the organism in Eukaryota, Metazoa, Chordata, Actinopteri, Moronidae. The record is from RefSeq and is a predicted model, not a curated record. Gene Ontology annotation, biological process: respiratory electron transport chain; aerobic respiration; tricarboxylic acid cycle. Gene Ontology annotation, cellular component: mitochondrial membrane.
CAUUUUUUAAAAUGUAUUAUGACCUGUGACGCAGAUGGUGCGGUAUGCUCAGACUGCCGCCGCCCCGGCUCCUGAACCCAGGAUCAAGAAGUUCCAGAUUUACCGCUGGGACCCCGACACCCCCGGAGACAAACCCCGAAUGCAGACAUAUGAAAUUGAUCUCAACACCUGCGGUCCAAUGGUUCUGGACGCCCUCAUCAAGAUUAAGAAUGAGAUGGACCCCACGCUCACAUUUAGACGCUCCUGCCGUGAGGGUAUCUGCGGCUCGUGUGCCAUGAACAUAAACGGAGGCAACACACUGGCAUGCCUUAACAAAAUUGACACCAACACAAGCAAACCGAGCAAGAUCUACCCUCUCCCACACAUGUAUGUGGUCAAAGAUCUGGUGCCUGAUAUGAGUAACUUCUAUGCACAGUACAAAUCCAUCGAGCCCUACCUGAAAAAGAAAGAUGAAACUCAAGAGGGGAAGCAGCAGUACUUCCAGUCGGUGGAGGACAGGCAGAAACUGGACGGUCUGUACGAGUGCAUCCUGUGUGCUUGCUGCAGCACCAGCUGUCCCAGCUACUGGUGGAACGGAGACAAAUACCUGGGACCUGCUGUCCUAAUGCAGGCGUACCGGUGGAUGAUUGACUCCCGUGAUGAAUUCACUGAGGAACGCCUGUCUAAACUUCAGGACCCCUUCUCUCUCUACCGCUGCCACACUAUCAUGAACUGCACCAAGACUUGCCCCAAGGGACUCAACCCGGGAAGGGCCAUAGCAGAGAUCAAGAAAAUGAUGGCGACUUACAAAGAGAAGAGAGCAGCAGCUUUGUAAAAAAUCCAGCUGGCUCAAGAUCCGCUAAUAAAACCUUGAACUAAGUUAAGAGGAAGAGAAGAGCCAACCAGGAACAUUUGCCCACAUCAGCACCUUUUUUGAUUUUCAUGAGUGUGUGAGAUGGGAGUGUGUGGAUGUGUGUGAGUGUGAUUGUAUAAGGGAGCAGACGACAGGAAUAUGUGACAAAAGGCUGCUGGAAAGAACUGUUGAGCAAAAUAUUUUGAGUGAUGCAACCAUUUGGACCAUUUCUUGCUGCUUGUGUGCACAGUGGAAAUACUGGGCUCUGUUGUAUUUACUCUUUGGGAAAAACUCAUGAAAUUGUGUUCCGACUGUAAAUAUUUAAAUAUGUGUUCAUUAAAGAUGUGCUGAGCUCAUUGUGGAAGUCAAAAAUAUGUUUCUGGACACAAAAAAAUACAUGGCUGACUAUAAAUAAAUACUUGCUAUAACUAAA